AUGUCACAAAAUAAAUGUACUAAUAAAGCACGUGAACUUAUUGAACAGGCAAUGGCAAAGGCAACUCUUAAUAGAAACACACAAUUAGAACCAGAACAUUUUUUAAACGUACUACUUGAAGAUUCAAAUUCUAUUUUAAGAAAAGUUCUCCCCAAAGAAGAAACGAAUAUUUGGAUUGAUAAAAUUAUCAAUAAAAUUAAUACAUUUGGUAAGGCAGGUCAACCAGUAGAACCACAAUUUACUUACAAAAUAUCACAAAUUUUAAAAACUGAUGAUGAAUAUAUUUCUGUUGAUUCUAUUUUAAUUAAUAUUCUUGCAUUAGACAGCAUAAAGAGCUAUUUAAAAGAUGCAGAAGAAAUAAUAAAGAAAUUGAAAAGUUUUAGAGGCAAUAAGAAGAUGGAUAAUGUAGAUGCGGAUGAUACAGAAAAUGUAAUGUCAAAAUUUGCUGUAGACAUGGUUGCACAAGCACGCCAAAAUGUUUUUGAUCCUGUUAUUGGACGUGAACAAGAGAUUAGAGAAAUUAUUGAAAUUUUAUGUAAAAAAACAAAAAGUAAUGCAAUUAUGGUAGGAAAACCUGGUGUGGGUAAAACUGCUAUAGUAAAUGGAAUAGCACAGAGGAUAGCAAAUGGAGAUGCACCUGGAUUAAAAAAUGCUAAAAUUUAUAAUGUAGAUAUUGGAGGGAUGGUAGCAGGUGCCUGUCAUAGAGGAGAUUUUGAACAAAGAUUAAAGGAUUUAAUUAAAGAAGCCGAAACAACCCCUGGUGUAAUUUUAUUUAUAGAUGAAAUACAUAUUAUUUUAGGAGCAGGUAAAACAUCUGAUAGUGCUAUGGAUGCGGCUAACAUGCUUAAGCCAGGUUUAGCAAAUGGUUCUAUAAAAUGUAUUGGUGCUACGACAGAAGAUGAAUAUAGAAAAUAUGUAGAAUCAGAUCCUGCAUUUGAAAGAAGAUUUGUACAAGUUCCAAUAAGAGAACCUUCAGUUGAAGAUUCUAUUACAAUGUUAAGAGGUAUAAGAGAGAGAAUGGAAUUACAUCACGGUGUAAAAAUUAGUGAUAAUGCUUUAGUUUAUGCAGCCAAUGCUUCUAAACAGUAUAUUCCUAAUAGAAGAUUACCAGAUAUAGCAAUUGAUUUAAUUGAUAGUGCUUGUGCUAGUGCUGUUAUUUCUUUAGAAAGUCAACCGAAGGAAAUAUUAGAAGCAAAAAAUAAAUUAUGGUCUUUAGAAUUAGAAAAGACAAGUUUAGAAAUGGAUUUAAAAAAUACGCCUAAUUCUGAAAUAUUACUAAAGAAGUUGGAAGAGAUUCAAAAAAGGAUUGAAGUUAUUAAAGAAUCAAUGGUACCUUUAGAAGAAAAUUAUCAAAAUGAAAAGAAAGACAUUAUACAAGCAAAAGAAUUACGUAAAAAGUUGGAAGAUACAAGAAUUAAAUUACAACAAGCAGAAAGAGAUAGACAGUCAUACUUGGCUUAUGAUCUUAAAACAAAUGUUAUACCAAUUCUAGAAGAGGAAUUAACAAAAUUAACAGGAGUAGAAAUAAUUGAGACACAUCAUGUUGCAGAAAAAAUAAGUAAUUGGACAGGUAUUCCUGUUAAGAGAUUGACAAUGAAAGAAAAUGAAAGAUUAUUGGGAAUGUCUAAUAGGAUUAAACAGCGAAUUUUCGGGCAAGAUGAAGCAGUUGAUACUAUAACUGCUUCUAUAUUGCAAUCGCGUGUAGGUCUUGCACGAAAAGAUAAGCCUAUUGGUGCUUUUCUUCUUUUAGGACCAAGUGGUGUUGGAAAAACAGAAUUAGCAAAAGCCGUGGCUGCUGAGUUAUUCGAUGAUGAAAAGAAUAUGGUAGUUUUAGACAUGAGUGAUUAUGGAAAUGAAUUGUCUGUUACGAAAUUAAUUGGUGCAUCUGCGGGAUAUGUCGGUUAUAACGAAGGAGGAUUUCUUACAGAACCAAUUAGACGUAAACCUUACAAUGUAAUUCUUCUAGAUGAAGUUGACUUGGCUCAUCAAUCUGUACUUAAUGUUUUAUAUCAAUUACUCGAUGAAGGUCGUAUCACCGAUGGAAAGGGUGUUGUAGUUGAUUUUAGAAAUUGUGUAAUUAUUAUGACUUCUAAUCUUGGACAACAUGUAAUUAUGAAUUCUAAUGGAAUUGGAGAUAAUGAGAAAGUAGAGUUAGAACAAAUAGUACUUAAAAGAUUUGGUCCACCAUUUGUAAACAGGAUUGAUAAUGUGAUAUAUUUUAAUCAGUUAGAUUAUGCAUGCCUUGGUAGAAUUUUAGAUUAUCAAAUUAAUGAAUUGAAUAAAACACUAGAAGAAAAAAAUAUUAAAUUUGCUAUUAGUAAUGCUGUAGCUCAAGAAAUGGUUUUAAAAGCGCAUUCUUCUGUUUAUGGUGCGAGAUUAAUGAAAAGGCUUGUACAAACGCAUUUUACAAGUGCUCUGACACAAUUUUUAUUGAAGAGAACUGAUAAUGAAAAUUUGUAUAUUAAGUGUUUUGAAAAGAAUGAGAAUCAGCCAGGUGAGUUAGUGGGGGAUUAUGUUUACCAAUUUCAAAAAUUUAAUUAA
Vairimorpha ceranae is the source of this 2541-nucleotide messenger RNA. Its product is annotated as aaa atpase domain-containing protein. Gene Ontology annotation, biological process: cellular response to heat. The record is from RefSeq and is a predicted model, not a curated record. The coding region runs from base 1 to 2541 and encodes 846 amino acids. The transcript has a single exon. Gene Ontology annotation, molecular function: ATP hydrolysis activity; ATP binding. Gene Ontology annotation, cellular component: cytoplasm. NCBI's taxonomy places the organism in Eukaryota, Fungi, Microsporidia, Nosematidae.